ACUGUUAUAGGUUUAGCUGAGUAUAAUAAAUGCACACCUGAACUCUGCUGUAGCAUUGAGCCAGUUCAGCAAUUUGGGAAUAUUAAAUGAUACAGUAUUCCUAUUGCUGUAUUGAGUUAAGAAUUUGACAGAAAUCAGGAAAUUGAAUAACUGAAUAUGAAGUCAACCUUGUUUUUGUUGUUAGUAUUGGUUGGAUUUAUACAAAUAUCUGCUGGACAAGAUGCGACAUAUGCAGUCUAUUUUCCGAAGCACAUCCGACCUGGUUUUCCCAUUCAAAUGGUUGUAGAAAUCCUAAAAAGUGAAAAUCCUGUGAAGAUUACUGCAUCUUUCCAAUCACCAGCAAAAGAAAUUGACUAUAUGUUGGAAACAAAUAUGUCCGAAGGAGACAAGAAAAUGCUGGUUUUUAAUGAAGUGGUGCCAAUGGAAUACACAGGAACGACAGAUUUUGAAUUUUCAAUUUCUGGAGUGGAUACUGUUACUGAGGAAGUCUUGUUUGAAAAUUCAACUUCAGAUCUCGCUUAUGAGAGAAAGUCGCUUUCCAUAUUCAUUCAAACCGAUAAAGCAAUAUACAAACGUGGCCAGACAAUUAAAUUUCGUGCCGUCGUCGUAACCCCUGACCUAUUACCAUAUAGUGGUAAGGUCACUUACAAACUUACGGAUCCUGACAGCAACAUCAUCGUGCAAGAAACGGAUGCUGAACUUAUGAGUGGCGUCGUGGGAUCUGAAUUUACACUCGGACGAUAUGCAGUUCUCGGAGAUUGGAAAUUGUCAUACCUUGUGCUUGAACAAGAAGAAUCUCUCAUACUAUCUGUUGAAGAAUACAAGUUACCUAAAUUUGAAGUUGAAGUAUUGCCGGAUCGCUCAUUUCUCGAUCCUACCAUGAAGUCUUAUACUGGGAAAAUAAAAGCAGAUUUCACUUUUGGACAACCUGUGAAGGGCACUGCUACUCUGAAGAUUGAACGUCAAUAUUAUUCAGGUUGGGGACAAACGAAUACUGGUGCAUAUCAUCAAGUUUAUGAGAACUUUAAUGGCGAAGCAGAAUUCGAUAUUCCACUUGAUUCCAUUACACAAGAACUCAAUUGGGAUAUCAAGAAUGAAUAUCUUUAUUCAGAAACUGCUAAAGUUACUGCCAUUGUUGAGGACAAAAAUUCAUUAGUUAAAUUGAACAAAUCAAUCACGCUGCAUCUUGAACCUUCUAAUAUUAAAGUUGAACAAAUUGCUACACCAACAACAAUAAAACCUGGAUUAAGAUACGUGGCUUACUUGAAGGUGACUGAAUUUGAUGGGAGAUUAUUGAGCGAACAAGCCAGAAAAACAUUAGGAAUGGCAAUUCAAGUACAGCAUUCGUACCCAUAUAUUAGUUAUCAGAAGUAUGUUCCUCCUGUAUCAGAACUCAUGGAUGUGAUGGUCCGAGAAGAUGGUCUUGUUAUAUUUUCUUUCACAGCUAAAAAUGAUAACUUCACAAAUGUUGCAUUUCAAGUAAAGAUGAGCAGCAGUAAAAUUUUAUAUUGGACGAACUGGAAUGCUCAGCGAUUUGAAUCUCCCUCUGAAACUUUUAUUCAAGUAACAACUGAUCAGACAGAUAUGAAAAUAGGAGAUGAAGCAAAACUAGACAUACGGACUACAAAGAAGGCCAAUUCUUAUUCUAUCAUGAUCUUAGCACGUGGAAAACUUGUCAAAAGAGUCAAUUUCGUGCCGGAAACAUAUGUGGAGGAAAACGAGAGCUUCAAAUUUCAAUACCGAUUCCCCAUCACUCAAGAAAUGUCACCAUCUUUGUCUUUCGUCGUUUCUUUCGUAGAAACCGGAGGAGAAAUUGUAUCCGACACUAUCACACUCGGUGUACAGUCAUCUUUGGCAAACAAGGUUACAAUUGAAACCAGUACAGAAAGAACAGAAACUGGUAAACCAGUGGAUAUCACUGUUCAUGCAAGCCCAGAUUCAUACAUUGGAAUGAGAGCUAUUGACAAAAGUGUCCUUCUUCUGAAAGAAGGGAAUGAUAUUACACUUGACAAGGUACUUGAUGAUCUCGAUAAGUACAAAACUACGUCUUCUACUUCAUCUUGGCCCAGGUUUUUCUUUUGUUAUAUUCCUAUGGAUGGGAAGAAUGCUAAAGAUGUUUUCCAGAAAUCAGGGAUUCUCGUAUUUACAGACGGAGGAAUUUAUUCGGAACAACAAUCAGAACCAACACUCAUUUUUGAUGAUAUGAUGAUAAUGGAAGCUGCAAUGGAUGACGGUGUUGUAGCGUUCGACAAUGCUCCUAGACCUGGCAUUUUGUUUAAAGAACCAACUACUAGUUCUUCGAAUGAACCAAAAGUCAGAAAAGAUUUUCCUGAAACUUGGAUAUGGGAGCAUUCAACUACUGAUGAGACUGGGUCCAGAUCGUUUUCAUACACUUUGCCUGACACAGCAACAACGUGGGAACUCAGUAGCUUCGCUGUCUCUCCAGUUACUGGACUCGGAGUUUCAGAAGAAAAUGCUCAAAUUAUCGCAACUCGAAAUUUUUUUAUUUCCCUUGAACUACCAGCAACCAUCGUGAGAGGAGAAACUCUGAACAUGAGAACAACAGUUUAUAACUACUUCGACACCGAAGUAUUGGUUACACUCACUCUUGUUGAGAAUGAUUGGUAUGACCUGGAGUUAAUCGGAAAUGACACAGAAAUUGCUGGAACAGUGAGAAAAUUCGAGAUUCCAGCAAAAGAUGGCCACACUGUCGUCUACCCGAUAAAAUUCAAGAAAUCAGGAAUGUCUAGAAUCAAAGUUGUUGCUUUGUCAGAACUCGCAGGUGAUGCCGUCGAAAGAACAUUGAGAGUGAAGCCUGAAGGUAUUCCACAGGACAAAGCACAUGGUACUUUGAUCGAAAUGGAAGAUUCAGAAUCAUCUGCAAAUGUUGUUGUUAGUUUUCCUGUUGAAAUUCCUUCUUGGGUUGUCGAGGGGUCGACUUUUGUAAAGAUCUCUGUCUCAGGUAACAUUAUGGGAAAUGCUCUCAGUAACCUUGGAAAUCUUUUGAGAGUCCCAACAGGAUGUGGAGAACAAACGAUGAUCUCUUUUGCACCGGAUGUUUUUGUCAGCAUUUAUCUCAAGAAAGUCGGUCAAUUGGUUGGAGAAGUGGCAACUAAAUCAAGAUCCCACAUUCAACAGGGAUAUUCUAAUGAGUUGAGGUAUCAGCUUUCUGAUGGUGGAUUCAGUGCUUUCCAGAGUGACACUACCGGAAGUACGUGGUUAACAGCUUUCGUAGUCAAAUCAUUUAUAGCUGCCACACAACUGAGUAGUGAUUACAUCGCAAAAGAUCGUUUGGACAAAGCUGUUGGAUUUAUGAUGAAAUAUCAGAAUAAAGAAGGUAUUUUUGAUGAACCUGGUAUGGUCCGACAUCAAGAUAUGCAGGGUGGAGUCAACGCAAAAGAAACAAUGACCGCUUACGUUAUAAUUUCAAUGAUUGAAGGAGGCUAUUACAAGGAUGAUGAAAAAGUAAGCGCUGCAGUGGAGCAAUCAAAAAAUUAUUUGGAGAAACAGUGGAAGAGUGUCGAUGAAACAUUCUCUAUUGCCAUUAUAGCAUAUGCUCUAUCACUGGCUGAGAGUUCUGAAGCUGUUAAAAUUGUGAAUGUCCUCAAUGGCAGGACUGAAGUUGUCAAAAAUCUUCAAUUCUGGACUACUGGAAAAAGCGACCAAAAACAUUGUGGUGACGAAGGGUUUACUUGUACGUGGACUGAACGAACUAAAGCUACAGCAACUGACAUUGAAAUCACAUCUUACGUUUUAUUAACUUUAAUAAAACUUGAAUACGAAUCUGGUAAAUUAAUGCCAGUUGUCCGUUGGCUCACAGAACAACGUGGAAGCUUUGGUGGAUACUGCUCAACCCAGGACACUGUUAUGGCCAUACAAGCUCUCUCUGUAUUUGCUGGGAUGUAUUCUGCUUCUGUAAAUGAUAUGAGACUGGAUGUCACUCACAGUCAAGAUGAUAUGUUUGCUAUGCAAUUUCAUGUCAACGAAGAAAACUCAAUGGUGCUGCAGUCUACUGAGGUUCCAGGUGUAUCAGGUGAUGUUAUUGUCACGGCAACAGGAGUAGGAAUAGCAGAUGUACAAGUAAUCUAUCAAUACAAUGUUCCAAGCAAACCUCGCGCUGAGGAACCGUUUACUGUUAAUAUUAAAGUUAAAGAAGUUGACAAUGGUGAUGUUCUUGAAGUUACAAUUUGUUCUAGCAUUAAUCCCGAUGUUGGUUUGGAGGAGACUGGUAUGUAUGUCGUUACCAUGGAAUUAUUGAGUGGAUAUACAGUGGAUGACAAAAAGGCUUCUAAAAUGAAUAAAAAUGCAAAACUUGUUGAAUUGGUAAACGACGAAGUAAGCGGUUAUUUCGAUCAGAUUCACUUGGGUGAUAAUAUCUGUUUUGAUCUGAGCUUGGAAAGAUUUGCAAAAAUAUCUGGAGUCAAACCUCAGAGCCUAAGAGCUUUCAACUACUAUAAACCAGGCGAAAUGACGUACCGCACAUACUCACCACCACAUUAUCAAGAUGUUUGUACGAGUAUGUGUUCUGCAGUGGAGGAUGUGGUUCUGCAUGUGAAGGAUGUGGAAAGGUUUUACCACAAAAGCCUCAAUUUUUACUUCUUUCUGUGCUUGCAGCUCUGGGCUGGAGUCAUUUAUGCAAUGUAAUUUUAUCAAUCAAAAAAUGCCGCUACGUCAACACACAUUUGUUUCUAAUCAUGAUUUAAUAAUGAUCAUGAUCAACAAUUCAAAACAUAAAUCAUAUCGAGUGAGAUUUGACAUGAAAUCGAGAUUUUUCUGUGAAUUCAGCCACUCACCUCGUUGCACUGAAACUUGGUAGCUAAACACACCAUACAAAUUUUUCAGAUUACUUGAAUUUUUUUCUGUUUUAUCAAACAUAAAAUUAUAGAUAGUUGAGUGUGAGUGUUUAUUAAACAAUUUUCUCCGUAAGAUGUUAUCAAACAGACAUUCCCAAACAGGUUUUGAUUCAGUUUCAUUUCAGCAAUAAUUACAAAACUACAUUCGCCUCAUUUCCUAGUCUAGUAAAGUUAAAUAUUAUAAAUCAUCCGAUAUUUCAUGAUAGAAAAUAGCAUAAUUUUAUAUAUUUUACACCAAAUUAUUUGAAACCUCAAUUUUACAUCCAUCUCAUUCCUGAUAUAAUUCAUAUAGUUUCUUCGUAUAUUUUAAUACAUAAAUAGUGUGAUUCUAUCGUAAUCCUUUGGAUUAUUUAUUAUUAUUUCUGCAGUAAAAGUAGUUUUCAAGUUAUGAAGCAAAUAAUAAUAUGCAAUAGUCUGUAUCGGUGGUUUCCAACACGGGUUCUGCGGCACCCUAGAGUAUCCCAGCACAGUCCAGGGGUUCCGCUAGUUUCCAUUUAAAUUCGAGAGUCUAUAUCCGACAUGGGCCGACUACGACCUGUGGUCCAAAUCCGGCCCGUUUGGUAAUUCAAUCCUGAUGCUGCCACAACCAAACUAAAACCAAAUUGGAAAAUUGUUCAAGGAAUUUGUUGAGGUUUCGAUUUAAUUUAGUUUUGCAUGAGGCUUAUUGUUUUUUGCUUUUAUAAAAUAUUGUUCAUAAAAUGUAACUUUUUACGUCACACAUAGCCCGCCAGUCUAGGUGGGCAAAAGUUUUGGCCCCUGGUCCAAAAACCUUGCCCUCCCACCUAUUAAUAUAUGUGUAUUGUUCAAAUAGUUUUGCCCAUAUUGUUAAACUUGCUACACUUCAGAGAUGAUUUUAUUUCGUCAGUAAUAGGUUCGCUUUUAUAUUUGUAGUCCAAUACAAUCCGGACAAUAGAAUAAACUUUGCAGAAGGAUUCCUCGAGCCUUAGGAAUGUUUCUGGGGUUCUGCUACACCAAACGGUUGAAAACCACUGCUCAACAUCCUAAUAUGUGAAAUAUCUUGUUUGCAAAUAGAUAUUAAAACAUUGUGGC
Styela clava is the source of this 5903-nucleotide messenger RNA. NCBI's taxonomy places the organism in Eukaryota, Metazoa, Chordata, Ascidiacea, Stolidobranchia, Styelidae. The record is from RefSeq and is a predicted model, not a curated record.